Molecule: messenger RNA, 558 nt
Organism: Mesocricetus auratus (golden hamster)
Lineage: Eukaryota; Metazoa; Chordata; Mammalia; Rodentia; Cricetidae
Product: disks large homolog 5-like
Exons: 4
Coding region: 1-558 (185 amino acids)
Source: RefSeq, a predicted model, not a curated record
AUGACAGGACAUGGAGGCAUGCAGGCAGACAUGGUACUGGAGAAGGUGCUGAAUGUAGAGGAGGAGCUGUAUCUUGAUCCCAAAGGGAGUACUGGAAAGGCAUCAACCCCAGCCUCUCCCACUGUGCAGGAGCAACAGAUGAACACAUUGGAUAAACUGACCCAUGAACUCCAGAUGAUGACCAAUGAAAGGAAUGAACUCCAAGGAAUCCUGACCAUUUAUACUGACAAGGAUUUGAACAACAGGCUGAAUUUUGAACUGGAGAUGCUGAAUAUGGAGCAUAAAAAAGUGAUGUUGGACCUGAAGAAAUUCCCCAAGGAGAUUAGUGAGGCCUUGCAGAAGUGCAGGGAGCUUACUGAGGAAACUGUCUCCUGCAGGGGACUUCUUAAUGAGUGGACUCAGCUGAAGGAAAAAGUAAGUGUGCUGAGAGAAGAAAACAGAAAACUGCGAAGGGAGCAGAUUUCACUACAAGUGUCCAGUGAGGAGAUAAAAAUGCUCUGUGGGGAGGCUCAUGAGAAGAUCUAUGAACUCUUGGCUAAGGAGGAGCUGGUCAGCUGA